GUUAACAGAAACCAGCUGACUUUAGCACAGUUAGUGAAACAUUUAUUAAUUCAAAAGAAACACCUGAAGGACAUUGAAGGAGAGAAGCGGAAGCCAACAAGGAGAGAGGGUUAUCUGCUGUCCUGGACACUGACUGGGUUGGUAGAUCUGGAUCCAGAGCCAGACUCCAGGGUGGAGGUAGGAGGUCAGGCCCGGCCCACCUCCGGCAGAGAUCAUGGCAACCUCUCCCGGCUUCGUAGCUCCUCGCUGGAGAUCAAAGAGAAAGAAAUCCGAGAAAAGGGCUCAGAGAUCCUAAGGGAACAGCUGGACGCUGCAAAGAAGGAACUGAAACUAAAGGACAGAGAGUGUGAGCGUCUUGCUCAGGUCAGAAAUCAGCUGGAGCAGGAGCUGGAGGAGCUGACAGCCAGUCUGUUUGAGGAAGCUCACAAGAUGGUGAAUGAAGCGAAUGUCAAACAAGCUGGAGCAGAGAAGCAGUUAAAGGAGGCUCAGGGAAAGAUUGAUGUUCUACAAGCAGAGGUGACGGCGCUUAAGACUCUGGUAUUGACGUCGACACCUUCUUCACCGAACCGCCAACUGCAUCCACAGCUGCAGUCUCCAGGAACCAGGGGAGCCCACAAACACGUUGGCGGUCACAUCCGUAACAAGAGCGCGAGCGGCGCGUUUCCACCUUCAUCCGGAAAACCAGAACCUUCCUCAGUUUCCAUUCCGCAUGCGACCAAAGAGGACCGAGAGCCUGCUGUUCCUGCUCUUCUCUCUCUGAUUCUCUGCCUGGUUCCUGGCCAGUCUGUCAAUGUGAGCUUUGACUCUUACUGGCAGCAGCAGGGAGAAGGGCUAGCUACUGACGGCAGACAGAUGGACUCAAUUCUGUACGCCGAGUUUUUGACGUGGAAGGAAAAGUCAAGUCUAGACCGUUCCUCUGCCUUCUUGAGUCGCAUCUACAGAGAGGACAUUGGACCCUGCCUCUCCUUCACAAGAUCUGAGCUGUCGCAGCUCGUGCAGAGUGCAGUGGAAAACAACUUACUGACCAUCGAGCCUGUGGCCAUGUCAGCGUUACCGAUGGUGAAAGCCUCAGCUGUUGAGUGUGGAGGCCCGAAUGGCUUUAGGGCUGCAAUAGAGACAAAAUGUGCGUUGAGUGGCAUGUCGCGCCUGUGCCGACACCGCAUUAAACUUGGAGACAAGGGGAGCUACUAUUACAUUUCCCCGUCCAGUCGAGCACGGAUCACGGCUGUUUGCAAUUUCUUUACUUAUAUCCGCUACAUCCAGCAGGGCUUGGUGAGACAUGACGCGGAGCAGAUGUUCUGGGAGGUGAUGCGUCUCCGUAGAGAGAUGACUGUGGCGAAGUUAGGUUUCUACCCCACAGACCAGGGCUAGAGGACACUGAUCAUUCCACUAAAACACCAUGCAAGACUUGUGAGUCUGUGUUUAACUGGUAACAAGCAGGUCGAGGAUCAUUUUUCGCUGCAGAGGUUGUAGAGAGCAGGAGAGGCCAAUCAACAAGGGAAGCAGACAAUGUUGUGUACCACUAUUAUGCAAUAAGACAAAGAAUUUAACCAGCACAGACUAUAGUUCAGCCCUUGUGUGAGCUUCUGCCAAUGGAAGGAGAAUUGUUUCUGCUUUGGAGUUCCUACAACUUGUCGAGGUUAAAAACAGAUUCUGUGUAUCAUUUACCAGGCAAAAAUGAGCACAAUGAAAAGUUGAAGCAGUGCAGAGUUUCUUACCUCAAAUAUUACAUACUUCAAGAAUUAUGUAAUGCAUUGAUUGUUGUUAUUCAUGUGGCUUCCUCAGAAUAAUUAAUGGAUGUGUUUUUUUUUUAAAAUUUUACACUCAUGCUCAUUAGCAUUACGUAGUUAUUUUUUUGACUUGACUUUUUGUCUCAGCAUGGCCUUAACAUCGUUGAUGCAUUGUUGCACUUCCUCUUCUAGAUGCCUUGUAUAAAAACACAAAAUGAAACCGAUGCAGCCUCUCGCAAGAAACCGCUUCAUGUUAGCCCGACCUGUGCUUAGUAAUCGGAUGUAUCAUUAAUGAAAUAGUAAUGACACCACACCUCCCUGUUCAAUAUGGUUUCACAGUAAGUCAGAAAAAGAACAAGCUUUAACACAAGUGAUGCAAUACACACAACAGAUGCCAUUGUAUUUUUUGCAUGUCUGCAGAACAGUAUGUAUUUACAAUAAAAGCCAUAAAUGACUUUGCAUGAAUGCAGUAAAUAGCCAUAAAUAUGCAAUAUAUUUUGAUUGUACCUCAUAGUGUAGAUUGAUUACAACCACCCCCCCCCCCCCCCCCACCUCCAAACAGUUUCUUGAAGGUAAAAAUGAAGGCUUUACAGAAAGUGCAAUAUCUGCUUCUUAGCCCUCUUUUUUUGGGGCCUUGGGGAUCCUGACCCCAGAGUACUGGUGAAUAAAUGUGUCUCUGGUGUAAACGCUCCAUUAAAGACGAGCCAGUGGAGUCUUUGUCA
Messenger RNA from Labrus bergylta (ballan wrasse), 2452 nucleotides. The record is from RefSeq and is a predicted model, not a curated record. Lineage: Eukaryota; Metazoa; Chordata; Actinopteri; Labriformes; Labridae.